AUGCCAUCCGUAGAGCCAACUGAUUGCGGUUCCGAAGCCAGGGAGUGCACGAGCGCAAACGGUGACUAUAGCAGUGAAAUGUCCACCGAAAGUACACUGAAUCAUUAUACACCGGAUCCAGACCGUCAACUUAUACCUGGUGACCGUAUCGAACACAGUGAACAAAUCGAAAUGCCUGCGGUGCGUGAGUUUACGCAGAACGAUAAGAUCAACAAGUUUCUUCUGAAUUCGUUCCUGCAGCGCAUCAAUGAUAGCAGUAAUACUGAGGAACGUCGCGAACCGGGUGCGGCGGAUGCCGUCGCCGAAGAACAAGAACAGGAUUUCGAUUCUUAA
Molecule: messenger RNA, 333 nt
Organism: Anopheles marshallii
Lineage: Eukaryota; Metazoa; Arthropoda; Insecta; Diptera; Culicidae
Exons: 1
Coding region: 1-333 (110 amino acids)
Source: RefSeq, a predicted model, not a curated record